CUCACUUGAGUUCAGAAAUAGCAAAUCGUUGCAGAUUAACUUGAACCUAUUGUGCACUGAACGAGCUCAUGCACUGACUGGUUUUCUAAUAGGUUGGAUGACAUCAAAACAGUAAUGCGCGUGGUCCUGUUAAGAAAUUGUAUAUUAUACAAAGCUAUAACUAAGUUAACUUUAACGUGCUUUUAAACUUUGGUUCCUAAGACUGCUUUUGCUGCAAAAGAAACUCACAGCGCCUCAAGAACACACUCACUAGUUUUUAUCUGGCAUAGAAUGACUGUGUCCAGCCUGAUCGCGCUUGGUGCUCUGUUCCUUGUGCUGCUGUGGUCGCAAACGAGUUCUGGACAAGCAACAAAUCCUUGUUGUUCUUAUCCAUGCCAAAACCGUGGGGUGUGUGUCAGAUUUGGAAUGGAGCAAUAUGAAUGUGAUUGCACUCGCACUGGCUACUAUGGAGUUAAUUGCACUAAUCCUGAAUUCUGGACAAGGAUUCACGAAUUACUGAAACCAAGUCCUGAUACGUUGCACUAUAUUUUGACUAACUUUAAGUGGCUCUGGAACAUCAUUAACCAAACCUUUAUCAGGGACAGACUCAUGCGUCUUGUACUGACAGCAAGAGCUAAUCUGAUUCCUAGCCCCCCAACAUACAACUCGGCUUAUGGAUACAUCAAUUGGGAAUCCUAUUCCAAUGUGACCUACUACACCCGACUCCUGCCACCUGUGCCAGAGGAUUGCCCCACACCUAUGGGAACUAAAGGGAAAGUGAAACUUCCAGAUUCAAAGUAUAUCGUGGAGAAGUUUCUGCUGAGAAAGAAGUUCAUUCCAGACCCACAAGGAACCAACUUAAUGUUUGCUUUCUUCGCCCAACACUUCACCCAUCAGUUCUUCAAGACUCACAACCGCAUGGGGCUCGGCUUCACAAAGGCUCUGGGCCAUGGGGUGGAUGCAGGACAUAUAUAUGGAGACAACUUGGAUCGUCAGCUUAAUCUUAGACUCCUUAAAGAUGGAAAGAUGAAAUAUCAGCUUGUGAACGGGGAUAUGUAUCCACCCACAGUGGCGGAAGCACUGGUCAACAUGAGUUACCCCCCCAAUGUUCCCUUGAAGAACCAGUUGGCCAUUGGUCAGGAAGUUUAUGGGCUGCUUCCAGGGCUGAUCAUGUACGCCACUAUUUGGCUUCGAGAGCACAACAGGGUGUGUGACAUCCUGAAAGCAGAGCACCCCACCUGGAGUGAUGAGCAGCUCUUCCAGACCACACGCCUUAUCAUCAUAGGAGAGACCAUCAAGAUUGUGAUUGAAGAUUAUGUGCAGCACUUGAGUGGGUACUACUUGCAGUUGAAGUUUGCUCCUGAGCUCUUGUUUGAUGUGCAGUUUCAGUACAGGAACCGCAUCGCUGUGGAAUUCAACCAGCUUUACCACUGGCAUCCUCUAAUGCCAGACUCCUUCAUCAUUGACAAGGACGAGUACAGUUACAAAGACUUCCUCUUCAACACCUCCAUGAUCACCAAUUACGGGGUGGAAACUCUCGCUGAAGCCUUUUCUAAGCAGAUUGCUGGGAGGAUUGGUGGUGGGCACAAUAUCAACCCGCAUGUUCUGAAAGUCGCUGCAGGGGUCAUCGAGGAGUCACGCAAACUGAGACUACAGCCCUUUAAUGAAUACCGGAAGAGAUUCCAUCUGAAGCCUUACAAAACAUUCCUGGAAUUUGUGGGAGGUGAUGAGGAGUUGGCAAAGGAAUUGGAGGAGCUUUACGGAGAUAUUGAUGCCCUUGAAUUCUACCCUGGCUUGAUGCUGGAGAGUCCCCGCCCUGGAGCUAUCUUUGGGGAAAGCAUGGUUGAGAUGGGAGCUCCCUUUUCUCUGAAAGGUCUGCUGGGAAACCCCAUUUGCUCUCCAGAGUACUGGAAGCCGAGCACAUUUGGUGGAAAAACCGGAUUUGAUAUUGUCAAUACAGCUUCUCUUAAGAACCUAGUGUGCCUGAACACAAAGAGGUGUCCAUAUGUAAACUUUCAUGUCCCUAUCGUGAAUUCAGAAGACGAUGGAAUUAUAAAAAAACCAUCCACAGAACUCUAACAUUGAAAAUUAGGAGGUUUUCAAUAUUUAAGUCGUGGUUUACAGUAAAGAACUAAAAAUGAUUUUACAUUCCAACAAUUUAAAUUAAAAGGAGGUCAAUGUAUGUCCAAUUCUACAAUACUAUAACUGUACAGUACAAGCAGCUGGAAAUUUCUCUUUUUGACAGUGCAAAGAUGAGACCAUUGUGUAUUCCAGUGCCCAGUUAGCCACCACUGUUUCCCAAAUCCAGAACAGAACCUAACAAUAGGAAUGAUCUACCCACCUCUAAUAGUGAAGUGCACUUGACUUUUUCAAAUUGAUGAUGCAAUAAAUCUAAGAUAAAGAAGCCACCACUGAACCUUGCUCAGCACAUGAUACAGGUGAAGCACAGAGUCAAGUCACUGCCAGUUUGACUCCUUCCACUAAUAAGGCAAAAUCCGGACCACAACUUCCAAAGAGGAUGGUUAAGUGACGAUACAACACAUGGCUUAUAGGCUUUGUGUGUCUAAUAUUAGCCUUCCUAAGUGAAAGAAACCAAGCUUUUUAAGAGAGGAAUGCUGCUAUCGGUAGCUCCACUGCAUUCCAGCGAUGCAUUGCAACAAACACAAAGGUAGCUUAAUUAGAGAAAACCUGGAAAAAGAUUAGUAAACCAGACAGCUGCUAAAGACCCUGCCUCAUAAUGAGUUUAAACAAGCACAGUGAGAGAGGGAUUAGUGUUGUUUCAGCUGGAGAAUUUUAACAGUAAAUUUGAACUUGUGGGUAUCUAUUGCCACUUCGUGUUACUCAUGUGCCUAAUAAAAAAGAGUGAGAGAUUGGCUUUCUUUUUUUUGUUACAGCUAAUGUAGGUGAUGGCAAUGCUUGUAACAGAAUGUAUAUAUUUUUAAAAAGCCUUUGGCAAAGUCCCACAUGAAUGACUUAUACGUAAACUAAAAUCAGCAGCAAUACAGGGGAGGACAUGUAAUUGUUUACAGAACUGGAUACAAAGGGAGUAAUUGUGAGAGGUGUAAAUGGGGGGGGGGGGGGGUGGUAUUUAGUGGGGUACCACAAGGGUCUGUACUUGGACUCUUACUGUUCCUCAUUUAUAUAAAUGACUUGGACCAGAUUGUAAAACUUGCAGGUGAGACCAAGCUUGGGGGAGCAGUGGAAGCCCAGCUAAUUCAAAGGGAUUUGGACCUGCUCUGUAACUGGGCAAACGUGUGGCAAAUUAAUCUGAAUGUUAAGAAAUGUAAAGUAUUGCAUAAUUGGUGUAAUAAUCUAUGUUAUACUUAUGUAUGUUAUACUUCUAUAUGAACGGGGUGGAAAUAUGGGAUGAAAAGGGUCCUGGGGUUAUAGUGGAGUCAUCAUUUAAAAGUAUCUCGCCAAUCUGGGGAGGCAAUCUAAAAGGCAAAAAGUAAGUUUAGAACAGAAGGCAGGAAUCACUUUAUUACACAGAAAGUUCUAAACGCAUGGAGUAGCCUACCAUGUGAAGUAGUAGGAUCUAAAACACUGGAAAAAAAAGACUAGAUUCUGUGCUUUUAAAUUAGUUCCCCAACCCCCCCCCCCCCCCCCCCCCCCCGGUAGUGGAAAAGGGUGUGCUAACAAGGGAUGAAUGGCCUUUUCUUGUUCCAGACUUUUCGGAUGUUCUUAGGUUCUUACACUAUUGCAAGGGAAUGUAGUAACCUGUACUUUUUUUUUUUUUU
Messenger RNA from Acipenser ruthenus (sterlet), 3716 nucleotides. RefSeq names its product prostaglandin G/H synthase 1-like. Gene Ontology annotation, molecular function: heme binding; prostaglandin-endoperoxide synthase activity; oxidoreductase activity, acting on single donors with incorporation of molecular oxygen, incorporation of two atoms of oxygen. Gene Ontology annotation, cellular component: cytoplasm; neuron projection. Lineage: Eukaryota; Metazoa; Chordata; Actinopteri; Acipenseriformes; Acipenseridae. The record is from RefSeq and is a predicted model, not a curated record. Bases 271 to 2058 code for a protein of 595 amino acids. The transcript has 11 exons. Gene Ontology annotation, biological process: cyclooxygenase pathway; response to oxidative stress.